This is a messenger RNA of Paramacrobiotus metropolitanus, 2201 nucleotides long. RefSeq names its product serine/threonine-protein kinase 3-like. Gene Ontology annotation, biological process: protein phosphorylation. The transcript is spliced from 3 exons. Gene Ontology annotation, cellular component: cytoplasm. Gene Ontology annotation, molecular function: ATP binding; protein serine/threonine kinase activity. Bases 95 to 1972 code for a protein of 625 amino acids. Lineage: Eukaryota; Metazoa; Tardigrada; Eutardigrada; Parachela; Macrobiotidae. The record is from RefSeq and is a predicted model, not a curated record.
UUUGCUAUAAAUGUAACACCAAGCGCGAGUGUUCCAAUCACACUUUUCCUCACAGAUCUGCACAUUCUGGUUGACUUUAUGUCGCAGCGGUGAAAUGGCUUUCAACGCCGGAUAUCUUAGCGUACCUAUCAACGGCCAGCCGAGCCACUUCAAGUUUGUCAGAUUUUUGGAUUUUGUUAAAAAUGUCAGUCUGAUUGAAGAAAUUAUCGACGAUCAAUCGUUGGGCGGAGAACCGGCGAGGGAAGGAAGGAAACUGGUGGUAAAGAAAGUGGAUAUUCAGCUGUCGGGAGAUGCCGCUGCCCGCUCGAAAGCCAUCAAAACGCUCAGAGAAUCCUGGAAGCGAAUGUGCCGCAUGCAGCACAGCAAUGUUCUGGAGUGCAUCUCCGCCACACUGGAGGAACCGGGUUUCUUUGAGACCAUGAUAAGAGGCACUCAGAUCAUGGAAUACAGCGAUAAGGGCGAUCUAAAGCAGCACUUGGAAUGGCAAAAAAAGACUGCGCUCUUCAGCAUGGACCAGGUAAAAAAUUACAGUAAUCAGAUACUGCAGGGACUCGAAUACCUGCAUUCCGCGUUCAACCUGAUCCACGGCGAUCUCAAGCCGCAGAAAAUUAUCGUCUUCCCGGAUCCCAGUCGGCCGUACGGUACGGUCCUGAAGAUCACGGCCCUGGAAGAUCAUGCCGUGCUGGAUGAUUCGCGGACUAAUACGCUGCAGAGCAGGACAAAUAUUGGCUGCGGUACAUUGCGCUACAUGUCACCGGAGCUGCUGCAGAUUGGUAGCGGCCGGGAGGAUAAUGUGGGCCAGCUGACGGAUAUCUGGAGUUUUGGCUGUAUUAUUUUGGUCCUGUUGAGCGGUGAGCAGUCGUUCCAGUAUGCCUACUGUGCCGACCGCAAUUUCACGGACCCUCUCGACCCGGCACUGCAGCGUACGGCGUUUGUGACCAUCGAUGAUCCGGAGAAGGACUUUCGAUACAGGAGCGGGGCGGCCAUGCCGUUGCUGCCAGUAAACCUUGCGGAUAAGGACUGUCGGGAUUUUUUGAAACACUGCCUGGCCAGUGAUCCACAGAAGCGCAGCCGGACAGCCAUGCUGCACGCACAUCCGUGGUUGAUUCAUGAACAUGAAAAUUACCUCAUGGGAAGAGGCUUAACGGACACCUGCAAAAUUUUCCUCCAACGUGAGCCAAGCUGGCCGGAAGCCAUGGAUGAAUGUCCUCCCAAAGAACAAAACUGGGUUCGUGGACUACACAGUGGCGGUGCCAUUCUGACGCAUUCGCUACGUGCACUAUGCCAGUACCCGGUUUACGAGGACGCCAGGCAAACCCUGCUCGACGAAUUGCGAAGUCAACCGUUUAGUGAGAAACAAAAAGAAAUGUGUGUCAACCAUUUGGCAGCUAUCAUCGUUACCUUAAAACCCGUCGAACAAGAGACAGCCAGACAAAUUAUGGGCUUUCUUGCCAAAAAUAAGGAGGGUUGUGCGACAAUACGGCCACUGUUUCCGGUGUAUCUGUCUCUUCCCGUGUUGUGCAAUUUCCUCAAUAACUUCUCUGCGGGACUGUAUGGCGCAUUGAUUGACCCGAACUCGGUUACUCAGUACUCGUACAGCGUCAAGUCAAAUCUGGAGUGGAAGGACUUGGAGAGCGCUCUGGACAAGAUGCAUCCUGUUAUCUGCCAGAUCGCUGACAACGAGAUCGGUCAAGACAGAACACUGGUGAGCGUUGCCAGAAUGCUGUCACUGGAUCAUCUCUGCCCGCUCAAGCUCAUUGAGCUGGACUUCGUUGUUCUGACUGGCUACUCGAAGACAAUGAGUGGAGAUACGUAUGUCUCGUACACCAAGGUGGAAGGCGAUACCAUGGAGAUGAAUGUAAAGGAUUUUGAGGCGGUCUGGAACUGGCAUGCGAGUGAUCCGUUGCUAAGACAGUAUCUGACGCUGGAGGAUGUCCGACCUGCAUCCGCAAUCUUUCGAUCAGUUAUUUAAACAAUGAAGCUUAUGUGCUGGUUUUUUGCCGUCAGUUUUUGGAUUAAAUUUUGUUUCCUGCCGAUGUAUGAACAUGUAUUGUAUAGUACUGGGAUGGACAUGCACUAAUCAUGCACCUCUCGGAUAGUUUACAAGUACAUGGCAUUUCAUAAAAUGGGUGCAUGCUAUUAUAAGUACUUCAACAAAUGAUUUUCGUGAGUACAGCUGAACCACUCCAUUAAAACUACCA